GGUUACCAGACCGUUUGGUAACAACUAGUGCUGAAAGGAACUAGCUCGGCAGGAGCUCAGCUACUUUACCGCGAAUAACUUAAAACUGGGCUGAAAACAACCUUCAAACAUAAACCAAGACCUAACCCAAGAAACAACUGUGGGGACUCAUUUGUUUAUUUGUUUUAACAUUAAAACAACCAAAUCGGCACUUAAAUGAAUUCAACACGGCCAAAAUCCUCAAAAGGACGAAGCAGGCCCCCAGCGGACCAUACUGUGCGUGAUACCAGAGAGCACGUCCAGAGUGAGCACCACCUGGCCGUGGGGCACCAGUCCGACGGCUGCAUCAGGUCCAGGUGUGACUCUGUGACCGGGAUCACCACGCCGCAAGGCCAGGACUACACGGCAACACCGCUGCAAUCCGUCCCUGCUCGGCUAACGCUCUCCCUGAACAAAUACAAGGUGCUUCCAUCCAUAAAAAAACUGUCAGAUGUUAGCCACGCCCUUGUCCCAGAAAUGAAGACAUCCAAGAUUAAACUAUGUGAUCAUGUCAUCGCUCAGCAGCGAAGGCAUAGUCAUGGAGAACCAGGUUGUUAUGCCGAGAAGACCCCGGCGAAGACCCAGACUGCGACCCGGAGUAACCCUGAAAUAGGCCGGGUUGCCCCUGCCCCUAACAAGCCUCCUGACCCAGUCAUCAUGGAGUCCAGAGACGAGACUCCUGCCGUUGUUGCUACAGACCAGUUGCUUCUAGCUAUCAGAGCACCGUGUGGCAGGAGAUUUCAGCAACACUUUUCCUAUGCCGACACCCUGCAGACACUCAUCACUUGUGCAGAAGCCAGAAAUGAAACAAGCUACUCCGAAGCCUUCAUUGAAACUAUGGAUGUGCCUCGAAGGAGCUUCAGGAGAUUGGACAUGACUCUGUCAGAGUGCUGCAUCUUCAACAGAUCAGUGCUGUGCAUCUCUCAGAGACACUCGGAUAUUGCCACAAGCGUAGUUGAUAAUGGGUAAUUAAGAUCUCCCUGAAAGCUUUGUCUUUGUUUACUCACUCAUUUAACGUACAUUCACAUCGCACUAGACACAGCAAUAAUAACAACCUAUCUUUACCCUUUUCCCGCACAUCACAUCAUCAAUUUAGUAUGUCGUAUAGAGGCCCUGCAUUAUGGAAUGUAUUACCUCCCUUAUUAAAAUCCUUAUCAUCCUACUCACUCUUCAAAAAGCAGCUUAAAAAACAUCUUAUCUUUUCAUGAAUCAACUUAUUACUGAAUUUAGAUUAUUUUUGAUUUAUUUAUGUACUUUGUCUCCUUAUUUUCUAAAGUUUAUUUGUUAGCCUUAUAAAUAUUAUUUGUUUGUGAUUAUUGACAGGGGUGGAACUCUUGUACAAGCCCACUGGGCUUCGUUCCCUCCUUGCACCAUUAUUGUAAUGUGUGCUAAAUAAAUAAACUAAAACUAAAAUAAACUAAACUAUGUCACAUUCUAAAUGAAUGAGCCAUGUAUGGAAAAAUUUACCUGUGAUCCAAAAUUUGAAAGGCAAUUGAGAAAUGAUUUUUGCUCACACACUAGUCACAAGGCAAUACCAUAGUACACUGUCCAAAGAGCUGGCAAUGUGCCAGACAUGUCACUGUAUCUGAUCAAACUGACUUAAACUAUUAUACUCCCCAUUGCCGCUGGUGAAUACAAGAAAAAGUCCAUCUUCAAGACUUUUGAAUGGCAUUGAGCAGAUAUCUGCACUAACCUGAAUUAAAUACUAAAUCUUAAAACGCAUCUAAUCUUAUUGCUAUCUGCAUAUUCUUAAUGAAUCCAUAAUUGUUGAUUAACAAUAAGUGGUUUCCAUUAUUCGCUUGGAAGCAAACCCUUUAUUUGGCUUGUUAGUAGCAGCCCAAUCAAUAAUACACAACUUGGUGCAGAAAAUUAACCUGUAAUGGACGUUUGAAGUUCAAAAUAUUUUUUUUUAACUGUAUUUUCCCAAAAGCACAAAUGAUAUUGCCGUGUUUUGUUCAAUAAACCAUGUACAUUGCC
Molecule: messenger RNA, 1995 nt
Organism: Gadus macrocephalus (Pacific cod)
Lineage: Eukaryota; Metazoa; Chordata; Actinopteri; Gadiformes; Gadidae
Gene: ubxn10
Product: UBX domain protein 10
Exons: 2
Coding region: 196-987 (263 amino acids)
Molecular function (GO): protein binding
Source: RefSeq, a predicted model, not a curated record